AUGACCAUCAAGGAAACACAAGGAGUCCACCCAUCGGUGAACGCAACCGAGCGACGGGCACCGCUGUCGGCAACGUCGACCCGCGCCACCAGUCGUUUGAAGCUCAAGGACUUUGCUUUCGUCGAAGAGAUUGCUCGCGGCAGCAAGUGCGUCGUGUAUGCGGCCGUGCACACGCCGUCCGCGACCAUCGUAGCGAUCAAGGCCGUCCCUCUGACAGCGGUCGAGACACUCGGCGGCACGGCCAACUUUCGACGCGAAUUCGAGUCGCAGUACCGCGUCCGUGGUGGCAACGUCGUGGCAGCUUACGGCUGGCUUUUGGACAGCGACCACGCCUACAUUGUCCAAGAGCUCUUGUGCUUCUUGCACCUUUUACGGGGAUUUCCAUCCCCCGAUUUCUACUAA
This is a messenger RNA of Saprolegnia parasitica CBS 223.65, 402 nucleotides long. RefSeq lists its product as hypothetical. The record is from RefSeq and is a predicted model, not a curated record. The coding region runs from base 1 to 402 and encodes 133 amino acids. Gene Ontology annotation, biological process: protein phosphorylation. Gene Ontology annotation, molecular function: protein kinase activity; ATP binding. The transcript is spliced from 4 exons. NCBI's taxonomy places the organism in Eukaryota, Oomycota, Saprolegniomycetes, Saprolegniales, Saprolegniaceae.